AAAUAGCAAAGUGAAUCGUUCCGUGUCAGUUGCAUUCCUAUUGGCUGGAAAUCGAAAUUGUUUCUUUGGUCAUCAAAACUCUCUGGAGGUUAUCUCUAAAGCUUUUCAUUCGCUAAAAUGGCCAGCUCAUAAAACUUUUUUCUUACUACGGUUGUUUUGACCUAUCCUGUUAUCUAUGGGGAGCAGUUGGUAGGUCUACCGUGUAGCGCUAAUGGUAUUACAUGACAUUUUUCUUUACCUAGUCUCCUCUAGUGGAAGUGUGUAGCCCGAUCUCCCGAUUUUGGGGAAAAUUCUGCCUGUUUUGGGAAAGCCAUAAUAUAAAAUUUCGAGGAAAUGCAAUAAGAACUCCAAAGUUUCCCCCAGACCAGCUGGUUUGGAGUUUUUCCUCAAAAUCUCAAGUUGUUUUGGAGAAGUACCCAAAACGUGGCAGAGUACGAAUUUUCAUAUGACUUUGGGGAGAACCUCAAAACCUGGAGAUUGGGCUUUUUCUCUCUUGUCACUUUGUAGAUUCGGUAAAGAUACAACUUUGGAAUAAGAGUUAGCUUGCGAUUCCCAUCCAAGAAAGUUUGAAUACACAUACAGUAUUAUUGUCACCUAAAUCUUUUACCUCGUGGUCCAUUAUUUUGAUAGUAUAUAGAGAUGUAUUUAUAGUUAGGAUUGGUUUUAAUGUUUAAAACUUUCAUACGAAAGCGGCACCUCAGGCGAAAUAUUAUUACUGUUCUGUUGACGUACCAGAUUAAUUUUCCAUUAUGGUGCUAGUUACCGUGUCUAUGCUGUUUAUUGACAAUAUACAGCUGAACGUAGCGGAACUCUAUUUUUCCAAAUCGCUUCAUGUAUGUUAGGUAGCUAAACAGCAUUCAACAAUUACGUAAAACCAACACUUCCUCCACCCCUCUUUCUUUCGAUACCUAACACUACUCGCGACCAACAAGAAAUGUUUAUCUAAUUGCUUAAACCCAAUUGUAAUGAGUAUUCAUACAGCUAUUAAAUUAGACUGGGAUGCAUGUGUGUUGAGUUUUAUUAACAUUUAAUUGUUGAUAACCAAUUGCUUUUAAAAUUUCAAACCAUGAGCUAAACACCACCUUGUUAAACUAUAAUGAGAUCACUUCUUAUAUUCCACCAGAUAUUUAGCUAACUUCGCCUGAAAUACAUACUUGAUAGUCACUUUCAAAUCAACUCUAGAGAUAUUCAAGCUCCUCAAAUUUCCUUUAUUUAAAGUGGUUGGAAUGCAAACGGCUACUGCAGGAAGAGUAGAAAUCUUCAUCUGUUUAUCUCUAACGACUGUUAACAAUAUAAUUUAUCAGGGUAUACCGUCGAGUUAAUGUUUACGACCGUCAAAGUAGGGAGUAUUUACCUUAACAUUUGAGCUUGUAUUGGCUAACAACAAGUUGUUGUGACUGAAUCUUAGAGAAGUCACUAUUACUGCUUCAUUGACACGAAAUUCUUGGAAAAGCACUAAGAUAGUACUCUGCCUAUCUCAGCCCGUACUUAGAUUUUGAAGUCCAGGAUAAACAUUCAUACUCUUAGUCGUUUGGAGUAAAACCGACAGACUUUAAUGGAAUUGUUAGCGAGAUGUAGACUGGAUUAAAGCAUGCUCAAUGCACGACUGCUGUGCUGCACGUUGAUUGGCUAAUUCUUAUCCAAUCAGCGUUAGCCAAUACUUAGUGAACACUAGAAAUCUCAUGUGAAAAGCUAUAAAUAUACUAGCGUUUUCCCUAUUGCACUUCUUACUUGCUUCUUGCUUCCAUCUAACCUUGUUAUUUGGAAUAUAAUCUCUUUCCUGUUCAACCGUGUUCUGAUUUGGGGACUUGUCGAGUUAAUCGGUGUCCGAGAAUACUAAGCAAUAGGAAUAGCUUGGUUACAACCGUAAGAGAGAAUUAUAGCAGGAAUGUAUCUUACAUUUAGUAGCACUGGUCAAAGAAGUCAGUUUAUGAAUGAAUUCCACACAUUAGUUUAUAACCAACUCAAUGUUCUGUUGACUUCAUAUAGAAAAGUACUUUUAAUCAAUAUAAAAACAAUCGUUUCUGGAUAAAAACAACUGAAGCAUGUCGAGAUAUAAAUAUGUGGACCUGAAAAGUGCGUCUGGCAGUGUCAAUGUCAUCGCCAUUGUUAAACAUGUUAAGAAACCGAAAAAAACCAAAGGUUCUUCAUACUCACUGUUUUUUUCGAUCACUGAUCCUUCUUUAAACGGUGAUAAAAUGUCAUGCAUCGUUUUCCAUGAUGCGGAAGGAAAUUUACCUCAGAUUCAAAGUCCUGGAGAUAUUAUCAUUAUGCAUAGGCUUGUGAUAAAACAAUAUAAUGGUCGAAACCAAGGCUGCGGUUAUGGUGCAACAGGUUUCAGUGCAGCUGUAUUUUCAGGUGUUCAUUUGGAUCCAUUGACUCCUUUUAAAUCAAACACUCGAUGCACUUUUGGUGAUGAAGAGCUGAGAGUGAUAGAACGCUUAAGAGAGUGGUAUAUCUCUCCUAACUGCCCAGUUGAAAGGGAAAAUAUACAAAUUUCAUCCGAACAAGGUGAUAAUGAAGCAUGCCGAACUAUUACAUCUGGAAUAAAAAGACUUGAUCUUCUGAAUGGAGAAGAAUAUUGCACAAUUGAAGGACAGAUUAUCAGUAUUUAUAAUUCUGUGGAAAUUGAUAAUCGUAUUGUUCUAUAUAUAUGGGAUGGACCACAAUCUAAUGAUAAACAAAAUACUGUUUUUAUUGGUCUUUCUCAAGACCAUUUACUUCAAUUACUUCCUUAUUCUCAGCAUGAUCCUCAUCUUGCUGCCUUAACAGGACACAAUUUACAACAAUGGAAUGAAAAUAUAGUGAAGAAUUAUGAAACAUAUACCGAAGAAGAUUUAGAUAAAGUAUUGAAGUCAAAUUUUUCGUCUAAUUCAAUGGAAACUUUUCGUGAUUGGUCUGUCCCAAUUUCCAUCUAUGAUGAAUACGCUAUUAGUGAACCGAUUGUCAACAUUAAACCUGGUGAUUUGAUACGUAUUCAUAAUGUGCAUGUUAGUUGUAGUCGAAAAAAUGAUCAAUCUUGCGGCUUGCAAUUAAGAUUACAUGGUAACGGUCAUAAAUUUGGACGUGGAAUAAAACAUUUAGGUAAUAAAUGUUUACUAAUGAAUUAUUUGAACGAUACAAUAUUCACUUCGGGAGACGAUGCAAACAUAUUAGACGAAGCAAAUAGAUAUGGCCUCUUAGACAAUUUAAAAAGUGGAAUAAAUUUAAGACCUCCACUACUUAAACCAAAAUGUGAACUUUUGCCGUACGAGCUACAGUAUCCCCUCACUAUCUCACAAAUACGCAAUAUUCCUGUAGUAGUUAACGAAAAGCAAAGACAACUCAGUGAUUGGGAUUUAUUAUAUCCUAUACAAACAGAAUUUAUUCCACCUAUUCCUCCUGACAGUUGGCUAACCUGUACUGAUUUGCUACUCAGCUCAUCAGAUCUCAAUGUUGUUUACACCCGAUUAUGUGCUCGAGUAAUUGAUAUUGCUCCACUGGAUGUUAAAACGUUAAAAGAUUGCUUACUAUUAACAUGUAGUAAUUGUUCCUUUUCAAUCAGGGGUUCCAGUAUCUCUGAUGAUGAUGAAGCACUUUGCGAGUGUGGUUCUUGUUUAUCUAUUCUUCCUUUAUUCUUCCUUCAUUUAGAAGAUCCAUCCGGUAACUUAAUUUUAACUGUCACAGGUCAUAAUGCCAUUGGCUUAAUUAAUAGUUUAGUUGAUGAUGAUCUUAGACCAUGUAUCAAUAAUGAUGCAUGGUGGACGGGACUAAUAUUCGAGAUGAAAGAAUUACAGAAUAUUGGUAUAUCACCAGAUAAAAUAGUUCUUGAACAAUGUCGUCGAUUAUUGGGUCAGUGGAUUGAUGUUGCAGUUAAAAUAAGUUGGUCAAGGAAAUCCAUUCCAGGUAAUACAAACACCGAAAAUGACAAUGAUCUCCAGUUUCAUAUUAAUGAUUGGAAUUUUGUGUAGGAACGUAUGUUGAAAUUACUUUACAUAAAAUCGGAUUUAAACCACACAUUUCUCUUAUAUUCCAUGCUCACCUUGUGCAUAGUUUUGACAUUUUUUUAUCAAUCCAGUUUCUACCAUAAAACUUUUUAAGUUG
Schistosoma curassoni is the source of this 4083-nucleotide messenger RNA. The record is from the annotation of a GenBank genome assembly. NCBI's taxonomy places the organism in Eukaryota, Metazoa, Platyhelminthes, Trematoda, Strigeidida, Schistosomatidae.